Drosophila persimilis is the source of this 789-nucleotide messenger RNA. It is a transcript of the gene RhoGDI, whose product is annotated as rho GDP-dissociation inhibitor 1. Gene Ontology annotation, molecular function: Rho GDP-dissociation inhibitor activity; protein binding. The record is from RefSeq and is a predicted model, not a curated record. The transcript has 6 exons. Bases 111 to 725 code for a protein of 204 amino acids. NCBI's taxonomy places the organism in Eukaryota, Metazoa, Arthropoda, Insecta, Diptera, Drosophilidae. Gene Ontology annotation, cellular component: membrane; cytoplasm; cytosol. Gene Ontology annotation, biological process: Rho protein signal transduction.
UUGUUGUUCACGCAACAGCCAGGAAACGCUAAAAGAAACGGCAAUUAUUACUUAAUUUGCAAAUUAAAAAGACUUUGUUUUGCAGCCCGCUAGGUAAGAGAGAGGAAGCCAUGGCCGAAACAGAGAAGCAACAACCCCAUCCCGACCAUCAUGAUGAGGAUGUGCACGAUGCCAACUACCAAGCACCGCCGGAGAAGACCAUCGAGGAGAUCAUGGCCGCCGAUCAGGAGGAUGAGAGUUUGAGACGCUACAAGGAGGCCCUCCUGGGCGCAGCCCAGACCGAGAAGAUUGUUGUCGAGCCCAAUGAUCCGCGCAAGGUGAUUGUGAAAAAGCUGGCGCUGGUUGUGGAGGGACGCGAUGAUAUGGAACUGGAUCUUACUGGCGACAUUAGUCAGCUGAAAAAGCAGCUUUUUGUGAUCAAAGAAGGUGUUCAGUACAAGGUGCGCAUUGAUUUUAUUGUGCAACGUGAAAUCGUUCACGGCCUUAAGUAUGUGCAAAAGACCUCUCGCUUUGGCAUGCCCGUUGUGGUCGACAAAAUGAAGCACAUGGUUGGCUCGUAUCCGCCGAAAAAGGAAAUUCAGUUCUAUUUGACGCCCGCCGAGGAGGCGCCCUCCGGCACAUUGUCGCGCGGCACUUACUCGGUCAGCUCGAUCUUCACGGAUGACGACAAGCACAUACAUUUGGAGUGGGACUGGACCUUUGAGAUCAAAAAGGACUGGGCAUAAGGCGGGAAACACACCACACAUAGAAACCCACACACACACACGCCACACACACACACCGACAUAG